AUGUCUCUGGCAGCGGCAGCUCCGGCAGGGUCACCCCGGCCUUGGCCCCGCCCACUAUGGAGAGGCGACUACGGUGGCUCGGUGGGGUCUUGCUUCCUCAAACCGCAAGGGGACUGCGGUCCGGGUGACGACUGUUUAGCCAAUUCGAUCCUGCGAAGUCAUAACACCAAAGCGGAGCUGGAAGCGGCGUCUCAGAACUACCCGAGCCGCGAGCACACGCAAGCCCGCCCUCGAAGAGGCUCCGCCCCUGCGCCGGAGGUUGCUAGGCGGCGGGAAAGCGCCUGUUCUGUGGGCGCCAGGGGGCGCGAGGACAGAGGCGCCCUAUGGAGGCGAAGCGCGGCGUCGUCGCGCUGGGAAUCCACCUUUGCGCCCCGAUUGGGCAGCCAACGGUUUAGACUGGGAAUCCUGUUCGCGGAGGCUGCCGGGAGGGGGCGCGCAACGGGCUUCCAAGGGCUUAGAAAGCCUCGCAGCCGGAAGCAGCUGAGCUUGGGGCCUGGAGUUAUCUCACAAAAGAAGUACUUCAAUGCAUGGAAAAUGAAUUCUUCCGCAAGGGCAUCAGAAGCUAUUAGUCACCACUCUGUCAAACCACCAUUGAAAAGAGAUGAGCAAUCACGUUUGGUAGAUAUUAUAAAUAAAAAUGGGCAACUCUCUACUAAAAAUCUGUCGGCUUCAAUAAUACAAUACGCUUGGGUAUCUUAUUUAGACAGAAAAGUAUUUCGACUCCUAAAACAAACAAUUUGUGCAGUGGAACUUUAUGCAUCAUAUGAAAUACUGAAGAAUGUGAGCCCUACAGAGGCAAAGCUCAUUAAAGAUCCUUGCAUGAAAUGUAAAAUUAGAUUCAGAUUCGGUGGCGAAACAUUUCCACCCAUCAUCAUGUUUAAAAUUUUUCUUCAUACCGAAGGCCGUGGUUGCAAGUUUAUCAAUGGAAAGGAAUUAUUCAAAUCAUCAGGCCAGGCAGUAGCCGAUGCUUAUAAAAUAAUGGGGAGAAGAACAUUUUGUCGUCAAAUAAUGGAAGAUGAUUAUCUUCAGCAGAGGUUUAAAAUAACUGAUGAAGUUGAUAUUGUCACCCUGCAAGAUUACAUGCAAUACUGUAGCCUUCUUGAUAAAAUCCCUGCAUAUUCUGGUGGCAAAAGUAACAGUUGGCGAAGAUUAAACCUUGAAAACAUUCCCAGGACAAUGAUGAUAUAUGACAUAGUUAAUUAUGCUCAUUCUGGAAUAAUCUCAAAACGUCUCAGAAAAGAAAUGAAUUAUCUACUGCAGAAACCAAAAUCAAAAGAGAUGCAUCUGAACCAGCUACGGAUUAUUUCAGAAGUGAGGUUCCCUUUAUCCUCCUCAAGAACCCGGCCUUCACGUCGGCCCCCACAAGCGCAAAGUGAAGUUAAACAUCUAGGUCGCCGAUCCAAGCAAGCACUAAUGAAACUUGAAAAAAUUAAAAAAAUUUAUAAGAUCGCUAAAGAAAAGGAUGAUUCUGCAACAACUAAAGAAAAGCGAGUGGAUCUAAGCAAAUGCAAGGAGACACUUAUAUUCUCCACUCCAUCUUUUGAUAUCUUACAAGUCGAAGAACUCCCAUAUGAGGACUUGAUAAAAGAAGAGGAGGAGGAAGAAGAGGAAGUAUUUACCUGGUUUCAGGAUGUGCUUGUUAACCCAAAAUCUAAAUACACAACUAAAUGAUAGAAAGCCAAA
Erinaceus europaeus (western European hedgehog) is the source of this 1683-nucleotide messenger RNA. It is a transcript of the gene CXHXorf58, whose product is annotated as chromosome X CXorf58 homolog. The transcript is spliced from 9 exons. Bases 1 to 1671 code for a protein of 556 amino acids. NCBI's taxonomy places the organism in Eukaryota, Metazoa, Chordata, Mammalia, Eulipotyphla, Erinaceidae. The record is from RefSeq and is a predicted model, not a curated record.